Pseudomyrmex gracilis is the source of this 2308-nucleotide messenger RNA. RefSeq names its product zinc finger protein OZF-like. Gene Ontology annotation, biological process: regulation of DNA-templated transcription. Gene Ontology annotation, molecular function: DNA-binding transcription factor activity, RNA polymerase II-specific; RNA polymerase II cis-regulatory region sequence-specific DNA binding. The record is from RefSeq and is a predicted model, not a curated record. The transcript has 4 exons. Bases 322 to 2052 code for a protein of 576 amino acids. NCBI's taxonomy places the organism in Eukaryota, Metazoa, Arthropoda, Insecta, Hymenoptera, Formicidae.
UGACAGUCGGUGCGCGCGCGCGCGCGCGCAAACGUUUGUGCAACACACAUCCGUCAUAUCUACGCCAACUUUAGGUUGCACCCCGUCGGUCAUCGCGAUUUUUGGUCGUCGACAUGUCCGUUCUUUCGUGAGUUGACGAAUCGAGAAUCGCGGUUCCCAGAAAGCGCGACAAUCUGGCGAAGAAGAACCCGUUUCCCGUCGUAAUCCGUUCAGUUAUCCAUCGGUGACGCGCGACAUUAUCCGAAGAAGCGUCAUCGCAACCUAUAUUUUCGUAUUUCAUGGAGACGGCCAUGUAACCUAUGCUAGUGAAGUGUAUAGCAAAUGGAAGAUUUUAAGGUGAAAGAUGAACCGAUGGAUGCAUUAGCCAUAGACAGUCAGGUUAUGGACGAGAAUAUUGUGAGCGUUGUGCUUAAGGAAGAACCAGGUGACAAAUUUGAUCCUGACUACAUGGAGGAUAUUUGCUCUGGUACUUUUGAGAAGGGCGCUUUAUUUUUGCCUAUCGAAAACAAUGAGGUGGAUUUUUCCAAUGAAAUGGUAAAGCUGGAGUUGGAAGGUGAAUCUACUAGCCAUCAAAACUGGACAGGUCCACUAGGUAAUAAUUUGUGCGAUAAAGAAGAUGGUGUAAUGCAACGAUGCUUGGCUAAUGCAAAUUUCAUACAAACGCAAGAUUCUGACAAGCAUCAUGGAUUUUGUCAAAACGGACAGCAACCGAAAUUUUAUAAAAUCCAAUGUUCAAUUUGCAAGAAAUGGUUUCUGAACAAUGAUUCUAUGGUGACACAUUUAAGAAUGCAUUGUAGUGGAAGUCAGUGCGAGGUUUGUCAGCAAACCUUCCCCGAUAAUACUAGCUUGCAUGCUCAUAUGUUAACUCACGUCGGAAUGAGUCCGCUGGAGUGUAACAUUUGCCAAAAAAGAUUUGCUUACAAGUGGAAUUUGAGAAGUCACAUGCAGUUGCACAUAUUGGACAAGCCAUAUGAUUGCGAUGCUCUGCAACAGGCUUUUAUGAAGCGUGCGAGUUUGAACGAGCAGAUGAUGCACAUGGAAGAAAGACCGUUUGAGUGCGACAUGUGUCACAUGACGUUCAAAGAGAAAAUUAAUCUGAAUCGGCAUAUGGUCAGCCACACGACGGACAGACCCUACAAAUGCUCGAUUUGUUAUGAAGGUUUUAAAGAGAAGACAAAACUAAAUCUGCACAUGUCUAUUCAUACUGGGAACAAGAAUUUCAAGUGUACAUUGUGUCAUAGAUCAUUUGCUCAGAAAACGGCACUCAAUAAUCAUAUGCUGGCGCACAGCGGUGAGAAGCCACACGCUUGUAACAUAUGUGAGAAAACAUAUAAGAGGAAAUCGGAAUUAAUCAGACACGCCAUGGUCCACACCGGCGAGAGGCCGUACGAGUGCAAAGAGUGCUUGAUGACUUUCCGCGAGAAGGCUAAAUUGAAUUCUCACAUGUUGGUCCAUACUGGUGAAAAACCGCACGAAUGUCAUAUUUGUCACAAGGCGUGCGCGCGAAAAUCCGACUUGAACAGUCACAUGCUUCUGCAUACUGGCGGUCAGUACGAUUGUAAGGUGUGCGACAAGAUUUUUACCAGGAAGUCGGAUCUGAACAGACAUACUCUCAUACACACCGGUGAAAAGCCGUACGCGUGCACCAUGUGCGACAUGGCGUUUAGAGAGAAAACGAGAUUGAACUCGCACAUGCUCAUACACACGGGCGAUAAGCGGCACGCGUGUCACAUCUGCCAGAAAACGUUCAAGGAAAAAUCAUCGUUGAGAAAACACAUGUUAAGUCAUACCGGCGACAGGCCGUACGAGUGCUACGUAUGUCACAAGGCUUUUACGCAAAAGAGUACACUGAACAGUCACAUGUUGGUUCAUGCUAUCGAGAGACCUUUAGAAUGUUGUACUUGUCAAAAAAUAUUCAAAGAUAAGGCGGGGUUGAAAAAACAUUUAUUGAUGCAUGUUAACGAGAAAACCCACGAAUGUCUUAUUUGUAUGAAAAAAUUCGCCCAUAAAACAGCAUUAAAUAAUCACCUAUCCACAAGCCACAUAUCCUAACUACAUGGAUCUAGUCUAUUACGGCUUUCUGUUUCCUUACAUUGAGCACCGUAUCUUUGUAGUUGUAUAGCUAUUUCCACAAUUACUCCUAUAUCUGUUUUAUAUGCCGAUAGGUCCAAUGAAAUCGUAUUUUUUCCUGUAUAUGGACAAAUAAUAAAUUAAUUUGUAAGUAAAAAAUAUCGGCACUCAUUUUGUAUAUUAUGAUAUUCCUAUUGUGUAAAACGAGAGUAAGAGAAAAACUCAGAUUUUAUAAAAU